Macrobrachium nipponense is the source of this 885-nucleotide messenger RNA. RefSeq names its product protein inturned-like. The coding region runs from base 10 to 885 and encodes 291 amino acids. The transcript has 7 exons. Lineage: Eukaryota; Metazoa; Arthropoda; Malacostraca; Decapoda; Palaemonidae. The record is from RefSeq and is a predicted model, not a curated record. Gene Ontology annotation, cellular component: cytoplasm; cilium. Gene Ontology annotation, biological process: cilium assembly; vesicle-mediated transport; nervous system development.
AUUCCGUCCAUGAUAACGCUUUCUGUUCAGAAAUGUGCAUCAGAGACCCUCCCAGCAGACCAUGAAAGUGAUCGGAAGAGGGUAACUCAAACACAGCUAGUAAAAAUUGUAACUGGCAUUGAAGCGGAUGAACCAGACACAGGUGGUUUGCAGGAGAUUCCUCAUACUGUCCUUUACCUCAGCCUUGUUGGUGUAACAGAAGACUCUCCAGAUGGUGCUGAUAUCAGAUACCAGUUUCCAAAUUGGACCAACAAACUGGUGAAAGUGCGAGGGAUGUUCAUCACUACUGCACAUACUGUUCAGGAAGUUGUUGGUACACCAGCUUUAAGUUCAACUGUAUUGUUGGAUGGAGAGUACUAUCAUGUAGCAUACGUACGGGAACAAAAUGAUGUUUUUCUUCUUGCCUUGCCACAUUCCUAUGUAUCAAGCCAUGAGAUCAUUGCUUUAAUGGACCAACUUGCUGGAUUAAUCAAGUUCGAAUUUGAAACGCUUUCCAAAGGUGUAGGGGAGUCCAACAACAAGCCGUACUUGGAUCACUUGAUGAGCCAUGUGCUUGGGACAGUGUUAGCGCAAGGCUUCGUGGAAGGCAGGAGGAUUCACCAACAGGAGAAAGGGUUUUGUGGUUUGCAGAAAAAUCCAUAUCUACCUCAAAUUCCAUCCAGCGUUACUAGCUGCGUAUUUUCGUACCCUACGUGGUUGAUGUUGCAGGAUGAUGGUGAAGCCAAGGCUAAUAAUUACUACUUAGCUAUAGCAGAUGAAGCAACAGUAAAAAAAAUAAUUCAUCCUGACACCAAACUUGCUCUUCAUAAUAAUAAGUUUGAAGUUCUUGACCCCCCUCAUCUGAAUGCUUCAAGUACAUUGGUCGUAACCCAGGCUGACAGUUAG